UGCUUCGCAAAUAACAAAACACAUUGGCCUUUAGCUUGGGAGUGAAAAAAACCGCUUAAAAAAGAGAGAAUUCGAGUAUUAGUUCGUAGGAUCGGGGUUCGUUGAUGAAAUAAAAGUUAACGAACUUUUGCAACUGUUGAAUAAACGCCUAUUUAAGGGGUUGAGGAGCGAGGAGGUGCGAGUGGCGACGAUUCGAUUGCACGCAGUGAAAUUUUCCGGAACAUUAGAUUACCGCGAAUGGAAAAACCCGAGUCUUCGAUGGGUGUCGACAGCGCCGUCGAUCUCGAGGAUCGAGAUCCGAAUAAUCUCAAUCAGCAUCUACAGGUAAUGUGGGACGACGUGAUCGGCGAACCCGAAGGGAUUCGAAGCCCCGAAUGUGCUUGGCGAUUAAGCGGUCAUUGCUUUCGUUUGUCCAGGGGCUGUUGCUACAUUUUUCUUUCGGUUCUCGUCGCACCGAUCGUCGCACUUUUUUUGGGCUGCAGUUUCGCCUGCCUCUCGUUUCAACAUAUUUGGUGCCUCGCUCCGUGUUUACGAGUCUGGAAAAUCAGUUGUGCCGCAACAAGGACUUUCUUCACUGCCUGCACUCACGCUCUGGUCCGACCAUGCACGGAAUCUCUGGGCUAUUUAUUCUACAACGUGAGAGUCUUCAAUCAACAAAUGCCGGACGGCCCUGCUCUUAAGGAGGACGCUCUGAUAGUUUGAAGACGCGGAAAUUCAUUUUUCCCAUCGAAACGUCAAUACUUUUGUAUGAAAAGAUUUUCCACGUUUUUCCUGGUCAUCCGAAACGCUAAAAUUAUGCCUGAAUCUAUUUAACAUUUUUACCAUAUUUAUCGAACUUUACCGUACCGAUUGAUUUCUUUACGGACAUUUUGUACGCGACCAACAAAUCAGGCGAUUUGACGCUCAUCAGCGACCCCAAGAAGUUGGUGGCGCACGUGGUUUUUGCUCGAAACACACGAAAUCUUAUCGCGAUCAGAGAGUUCGACGACUGCGAACAGAAGUUUUUUGGGGGGUAGUUCAGAGCAUCCGAGAGUCGAUUCGAUGAAACCAUUACCGCUUGUGCGUUAACACAUAAAUUAUUCCGUAAGUUCCAAGUCCCGAAAGUAACACGGUGGUCAAUUUUCCCCGUGCCCUGUAAACGCGCAAACGAGGGAUCGAUAAUGGCGAGGGAAUGCGCGAGUUGAAUCACCCGCUCUAGGGGAGCACACGAUCCCAAACUUUCUUGAUUCUUACGAUUUAAGGUUCGUUAUAAAAUGCUCAAGAAAAAAUCUGCUCGAGCCUACAUUUCUUGAAAAUUCGUAGAGAACAAUUUCUUUUACCCACAUCCAAAGAGGAUCGUGAUUGUAUGGAAAAAAACGAUUUUUUUCUCGAUCUGAUCUUAGUGAGAAAAUGAAAAAAAAACUCACUAAAUUCUCAUACGAAUUUGCAACGUAGAUGUGGCUUUUUGAAUAUUCGUUGGAUAUUUUUACGUACUUGGGAGAUCGAGCGUUAAGGAAUUGACGCGUGAAUUAACUGUUUUUACGGAGUUGAGUUUUAAUCUAAUUGGAAAUAUUGAGUGCAAUAUAUCGUGUGAUCGUGUGGGUGGAAGGUGUGAAGUUUGGUCAGAAGAACGAGGGAGUAUGCGAGUGUGCAGAAUUCCUAAAGACUAGGGCAGUUUUUAUAUAUAUUUGUGUAUAAAAAUUGUGCUAAAAUGAAAUUUCUAGCUCGCUGCGAACCAAUUUUUUAAUGUCAGAUCCGAUUUUCCAGUUUUGCUUUCAAUAAAAUAGUCAAAA
This is a messenger RNA of Venturia canescens, 1772 nucleotides long. RefSeq names its product caveolin-3-like. The record is from RefSeq and is a predicted model, not a curated record. The transcript has 4 exons. NCBI's taxonomy places the organism in Eukaryota, Metazoa, Arthropoda, Insecta, Hymenoptera, Ichneumonidae. Gene Ontology annotation, biological process: caveola assembly. Gene Ontology annotation, molecular function: molecular adaptor activity. Gene Ontology annotation, cellular component: plasma membrane; caveola. The coding region runs from base 238 to 702 and encodes 154 amino acids.